GCCGGACCGGGUCGGGGCGCAGUUCGCGGGUCGCCUGCCAGGUCCUGCUCGUGCUUCCUAGGCGGUGACCUGAGGUCAGGUCAGGGCAACUGGCAGCAUGGGCGACGAGGGGAACGUGAUGCGCCUGCUCCUGGAGAUGAUGACGUACCUGGAAGACAAGCCCGACCCGGCCGAGAGCUGCGAACCCGGCGUCCUUGACGGCCCGGCGGCCGACGCGGCGGCGCCCUACGCCGCCGACGACUACGAGCCGCCGCGGCGCUGGCAGGCCGCAGCCCGGAGCCGGCCGCGCGACGAGCGGCGUCGGGUACUGAGGCUCGCCACCGAGAAGCUCGCCGCCAUCGAGGAAAACGAGCGCUGCCUGCGCUGGGAGAAGGACCUGCGUCAAGCCACGCUGCUGCAAAACAUGGCAGCGCGACUGGAGACCGAGGCGCGCGCUGAGCGGGCGGCGCGCGUGGCGCGCUCUCGCGGCGCCCGCUCCUACUCGCGCACGCUGGGUCGCUCGCUGGGUGGCGCGCACGACACCUGCGGCCAGCGCCGCCGCCGCCGGCGCGACGAGGGCCGCCUGCUGGAGGCGGACGUGCAGGAGAUGUUCAGUGACAUUUACCACCCGCCGGCGCCGGCGCUGAUCGGGCGUGACGGCGGCGAGUCGCCGACCAAGCGACCGCGGCUCGGCUGGGAGAACGCCGACCCGAACGCCGCGCCGCAGGAGCAGGUGCGGUUCGGCGACGAGCCCCCACUCGGUUGCGCUGCCGCCGCCGGCUUCGCCGACUUCCAGCACGUGUUCCAUCACCUGGUGCCGUCCCUCGAGUCGUAG
Molecule: messenger RNA, 814 nt
Organism: Pollicipes pollicipes
Lineage: Eukaryota; Metazoa; Arthropoda; Thecostraca; Pollicipedomorpha; Pollicipedidae
Exons: 3
Coding region: 98-814 (238 amino acids)
Source: RefSeq, a predicted model, not a curated record